UCCCUGUGUGUGUGGUAGUUGUGUGGUGAUUCGCGGGUUUUGGUUAUAGGUUGGCCCUGUUCUGUGAAUUUUGAGUGUGUGUGAUAGUGAUAUUAUUGUUCAAAAUUUAACAAAAUGCCUCCAAAGAAACGUGAUAAAGAUCAAGAUUCUUCUAAAACAAGAGUAGAUCUUGUACAAGCUGACCAUGAGUUAUUUCUUCAAGCGUUUGAAAAACCGACCCAAAUCUACAGAUUUUUACGAUCGAGGAAUAUGUUAUGUCCCAUAUUUUUGAAUCGUACAUUGACGUACAUGCGAGGACGUAUGUCCCGGUCAAACAAGUCUCGGAAGACAUUCCGCAUAGACUCACUACUGGAACGUGUGGAGCGAGCGCAGAGUGUUGGCCAACAUCCAAUGUCGGGCUAUAUGACUCUCACCUUUCUGGGCUUCUACGAUAAAAAGGGUGGCAGCAAUGAAGAUGCUGUAAAGGUGGAAACUCUUCUACUCAAAAUUUGCCACAAGAAGAGGAAAGAGAGUUCGUGCCCUGUUCAAACGGGUACUUCCCGUGAAUUUUCAUUUGUCACGGCUGCCAACCCGGGUGCACUGUUGUUACAGAAGUCACUGGGCACCAGCUUCGUAGCUUACAACCCACCUGAGGAUAGUCUGACAAAGGUGCCGGCCUUGUCUAUCCCCACAGAAUGCUUCAGCCUUACCGAGGGGAACCAGGUCAAGUCCUACCAUCUGCUUCUGCGAGUUGGACCCCACAACCCCAUCCCCAACGGGGACAUUGACUCCGAGCCGCCACACAAGAGAAGGAAGUCAGUGAAAGGUGAUGGGGAGGGUGAAGAAGGAGGCUGGCACCAGUACGGCACUGACCUCAUCAUCUACGACAAGCAGAACCGUUGCUUGCUGUCCGAUGGGGACUAUGAGCUGCUGCUGGAGGCUCUCACUCCGGGAGCAAAGAUCUCACAUGCCCUCUCUGCCUGGGAGUACAUUGGACCCAUCAAGGAGGACCAAGCAGACCAGUUGUCUUCAUCAUUUGAACAGUUCAGUACAGGCCCUACGCUGAAGUUUCGACUGAGAUGGUCGAGGGAACCGGUCACCAAACUUGUCGACCGACCCAAACUUGUGAAUCCUGCAGUGGAAGAUACGUUAGAUACCAACAGCAACAAGGAAAAUGAUAGGCCAGCUGAGAAAGAAGACAACAAAUGUGAGAACCGCCUUCAGAUUGUGUACCAGUUCCUGUACAACAACAACAGCCGGCAGCAGACUGAAGCGUGCGAGGAUCUUCACUGUCCGUGGUGUUCGCUGGACUGUACAACACUCUACUGUCUACUCAAACACCUCAAACUGUGUCACUCUAGGUUCACCUUCACUUAUGUCCCUAUCCCGGGAGGAGCGCGGAUCGAUGUGGCCAUCAAUGAAUACUAUGACGGUUCGUACUCUGGGAGCCCCCAGGAUCUCAUCUCACAACCACCCGGGAUGGCAUUCUCGAGAAACGGCCCGGUCCGUCGUACUAGUGUUUCCAACAUCCUCGUCUGCUAUCCCAAGCGGCCGCAACCCUCGCUGUCUGAGUUUUUGGAAUUGGAUGAGAACGAAUUUGACGGCCAAAGACCUUACAUCACUGGCCACAACAGGUAG
This is a messenger RNA of Homalodisca vitripennis (glassy-winged sharpshooter), 1617 nucleotides long. Its product is annotated as polycomb protein suz12-B-like. The coding region runs from base 115 to 1617 and encodes 500 amino acids. NCBI's taxonomy places the organism in Eukaryota, Metazoa, Arthropoda, Insecta, Hemiptera, Cicadellidae. The transcript has 9 exons. Gene Ontology annotation, cellular component: nucleus; ESC/E(Z) complex. Gene Ontology annotation, molecular function: chromatin DNA binding. The record is from RefSeq and is a predicted model, not a curated record.